CGCGUUAUCACGGGUCUGACAGCAAAUAAACAAAACAACAGAAGACUUGGUUCUUCUUCAUCUUCCAAAUAUUGAUUCAAAGAAUUUUGCAAUCUCGAUUUUGAGAGAAAGAGCGAUCGAUCACGGAGAAGAAGAUAUGGGUCACGGAGAAGAAGAGAAAAGGAGCAAAGGAUUUGCUUCGGAAGAAGGUAACCAGCAUCACCAUCAUCAAUACGGUACCUUUCAAGGUGUUUCCAAUUACCCUCCGCCGCAGAGCUCUGCUCCGGUCACUGGGUUUCCUCAACCUUCAGCUCCCCCUGGAGUUUACGAUUCCGGAGCUCCUUAUUACGCUCAUGGUUAUCAAACUGUUCCAGUCCCUGGUGGUGUUGCUGAAGGAAGACCUGUAACUGGGAGACAACGCCGCCUUCCUUGCUGUGGAAUUGGUCUUGGAUGGUUCCUGUUCAUAGUUGGAUUUUUCCUUGGAGCAGUCCCCUGGUAUGUCGGAUUGUUCAUCAUGAUGUUUGGACGAAGGAUCGAUUACAGGGAGAAACCAGGAUACAUUGCUUGCACUAUCGCUGCUAUUCUUGCAACAAUAGCUGUGAUUCUGGGUGUAUCUAAAGGAGCAGAAGAUUGGUGAUUGAUCGAUCAAUCAUCUUGUCAGUUAUUCUCAAAACGGUUGUAUAGGUUUCUUUAUCGUGUGUUGUAUUAUCAACUUCUUUUUGCUAGCUACUCUAUGAAGAAAGAAAAAGCUGUAAACUUCACAGAAGAUUAUUUUGGGUUUUGUUAUCUAAAUAAGAAGAAGUCAAUUUUAUGAAAA
This is a messenger RNA of Camelina sativa (false flax), 796 nucleotides long. RefSeq names its product large ribosomal subunit protein eL20z. NCBI's taxonomy places the organism in Eukaryota, Viridiplantae, Streptophyta, Magnoliopsida, Brassicales, Brassicaceae. The record is from RefSeq and is a predicted model, not a curated record.